Molecule: messenger RNA, 615 nt
Organism: Vigna angularis (adzuki bean)
Lineage: Eukaryota; Viridiplantae; Streptophyta; Magnoliopsida; Fabales; Fabaceae
Product: light-regulated protein, chloroplastic
Exons: 3
Coding region: 64-483 (139 amino acids)
Cellular component (GO): chloroplast
Source: RefSeq, a predicted model, not a curated record
AGGAACCACUGCUCCUCAUAAUCUUAAUCCAAGCUCAAAGUUCAGCAAACCAACACCUUCAAGAUGCAAACAGCUUUAACCUUUGCUGUCCCGAACGUUGUGCCUUUGGCACCCACAAAGACUGUCACCCAUCUCACCAACUUCCCUACCAAAUUGAAAACCCCACGCCCCUCCCCUCGUUACUCUCCGAUAAGGGUUGCAACUGUGGAUCCCGACACUUCAACAGUGGACUACAACUCGGCCUUCUCAGUGUUUCCAGCAGAAGCAUGCGAAACUGUAGGAGGGGAAGCCUGCAUGGCAGAGAUGUACCCUGAAGCCAAGCUGCAGCCACAAGCUAAGAACGACACACCACGAACAGCUACAGAGAACGUUGAGAGAGAGUAUCUUGAAUACAAUGAUCCUCAAACGGUAUUUCGGGGAGAGGCUUGUGAUGAUCUUGGAGGAACUUUCUGUGAGCCCGAGUUUCAGAAGAAUGUAUAUUAGACCAAACACAAAAUCUUCAUGUUUUCAUGCCUACUUAACUUUUCAUAUCAACUUAUGUGUUUGGUUGUACAUAGUUAUAGACUCUUUUGAGUUUCGUAUAAAUUUUACAAUAAUUAUACACUAAAUUUGAUA